CACCCAGCCACUUGUACCAUUCUCUGAUCCCACAGUCCUGUCAUAUGGAGAGUGUGUCUGCCAGCACAGUCAGACAUCAUGUUCCAUGUGCUGAAUGAGGUAGGAUGAUAAUCACACAGCCCAUGAGAGGAGUACCAGGCAUGGAGCUAUAAAGCAUUGGAAGACAAUGGAUACAUUCCGACCGCCAGCGAUUCUCAGGAUUUGCCUCUGUGUUCUGAUGGUCCUUCACGACAGAAGAUCUCUUUGUGUUGGAAAACCAGUCCACUGCCCUGUUCUGCCGUGCACGGUGGACCUGCCUUGUGAGCUUGAAGGGAACUGUUCAGAGACCAUCGAUCCUUGUAUCUCUCAUCCAUGCCCAUGGAAUGCCACGUGCCAGGUUUCCACCAUUGCCCACACCAAAGAGUGCCGCUGCCCUACAGGGUAUGCUGGAAAGUUUUGUGAAAUCCCAAUGGAGAGAUGUUCAAGGAACAUGUGCGGAAAUGGUGGGGAUUGUUAUGUUGGUGAAGAAGGGCCAACAUGCUUUUGUACUAUGGGAUACAAAGGGACCUUCUGUGAGACGCCAGAAGAUGAGUGUUUGUGGAAUCCUUGUAAGAAUGGGGCUGUCUGCAGAUUGAAGGAAAAGAGACAAGCCUGUUACUGUGUCCCUGGGUAUCAGGGGCCCUUGUGUGACAUUGAGGUUGAUGAAUGUGUCUCCCAGCCUUGUCAACAUGGAGCCACAUGUCUAAACCAAAUUGGGCAAUACAAAUGUGUGUGCCCUCGCGAAUACACAGGAAGAGACUGUGAGCUGGAGUUUAAUGGAUGUUCAUUAGGCCCGUGUCUAAAUGGGGCUACUUGCCACAGUUCUGGACUCUCCUUCUCGUGUUCGUGUCCUUCAAACUUCUAUGGUGACUCCUGUGAGUUUAAUGUAGACGAGUGUGCCAGUUAUCCUUGCCUUAAUGGUGGUCAAUGCUUGGAUGAAAUCAAUGGAUAUACUUGUGAUUGCAGUAUGGUGGGAUUCAUUGGUGUUCAUUGUGAGACCCCCAUAGAACUGUGCUCAUCACAGUCUUGCCAGAAUAAUGCCUCAUGUGUAGAAGCUUCUGGGACUUUCUUGUGUCUCUGCCAAAAAGGUGUCCACUGUGAAGAAGACCUAAAUGAGUGUGAAUCAAACCCCUGUCAAAAUGGGGGCACCUGUGAGAAUACUCACGGCAGCUACAUUUGUCACUGCAAACCCAGUGGAGACACAUCCCCAAAAUACUAUGGUGGAAGAGAUUGCAAUGAACUACUUAUCGGUUGUGAAGGGCAGAUAUGCCAAAAUGGUGGGUCAUGCAUGCCCCAAUUCAUCGAUGGAACUCAUUCCUUCACCUGCCUUUGUCUACCUGGUUUCACAGAUCCACAUUGUAGGACACUGACCACAUUUUCUUUCAAUGGCAAGAGUAUAUUUCCUGUUGAAAAUAUAAUUUAUCCAUCAGAUGGAAGAUAUGUUAGUAACGUAUCUCUGAGCUUCCAGACUGUCCAACCCUCUGCAUUUAUAUUACACUUGGGAAACAGCACCUCAUUUUUCAGACUAUACAUACAGGACGGCAAGAUGUUCUUAGCUGCCUAUGUCAACAGUCAGAUGAAAACACUUCUGAGUUUGCCACAUAAGGUUAGCGACGAUCAAUGGCACAGCAUUGAAAUCAUUUUUACAGAAAUUCUUACCCUGAAGCUACUGGAUAUCUCCUGUACUGAAAAAUGUAUGAACAGCUCAAGCAGAUAUAUAAACAGUAGUACAAAUGGUUUUGUGUUCCAGAAAAUGUUUUUGGGAGGGGACAUUUCCACACUGGAAGCUGAUUUUGGGAAGGUUGUUCUGGAACAGCCUUGGUUUGUUGGCUGCAUUAGGGAUGUUAGGGUGGAUUCCACAGUUGUUACAGCAGAAGUUUCGACGUUUAGUAAUGUUGUGAUUGGAUGUAAGAGAAGGGACCACUGUGAGAGCAAUCCUUGUCAAAACAGAGGCGAGUGUGUUAACCAAUGGCUUAACUACCACUGUGAUUGUUUUAGGCCUUACAAAGGGAGCAACUGUUCAUCAGAAUAUGAAUCUGCAAGAUUUGGCCUUGGAAAGCUGACAUCAUAUGCUAUAUUCCCUGUUACCAUUAACUGGAGUGAUAAUAUCACCAUAUCUGUAUUUGUGAGAACACGUCAGCCAUAUGGAAUAUUGUUAGCUUUCUGGAACUCGUCUUCUUAUGAUAUUGUCAUGUCACUUGAAGGUGGAAGAGUAAUAGUGAAGACCUCCAAUUACUUCAUAAUGAAAGGUGAAAGCAUCAUCAAUGAUGGCAAUUUCCAUCUGGUCUCUCUGGAAGUAACUCAGAGCACAAUGGAACUUUUUGUAUCAUCACAGUCACAGGAUUAUAUCUCUCUGGAUACACCAAGAUUGCCAGACCUAAGUGUACUUUACGUGGGAGGCCUGGAGAAUGCCAGUGAGACAUCCCAUAGAGGAGGGUACUUCAAGGGUUGUCUUCAAGAUCUUAGAAUCCAAGGGAUAAAGAUUGGCUUCUUUUCCAGUUCUGAAUUUUAUAACAGAAAGGGAAUCCUGAGAAAUGUUACAGUGGGCUGUGCCAGUGUCAAUCUCUGUGAGCCCAACCCAUGCCAGAAUGGAGGGGUUUGUUAUUCCACCUGGGAUGACUUUACCUGCACCUGUCCCCCUAACACUGCUGGGAAAGCAUGUGAAGAACUAGAGUGGUGCCAGAUUGCCCAGUGUCCUCCUGGUGCUCUAUGCCAGCCUGUAAACGGUGGCUAUGAAUGUCAUGCCAAAGCCUUUUUCAGUGGAAUAAGUCAUGGAUUGACUUACAGGAGCAACGGGAUGAUUGUGAGACAUCUCACCAACUUGACUCUUGGAUUCCGCACCAGAUGUUCCGAAUCAGUGCUGCUGCAUGCGGAGAAAGAACCAGAAGUCAUCACUAUUUCCAUCCAAAACUCCCAACUUGUCUUUGACCUGCAGAGUGGUAACAAUGUUUAUGCAGUGAGCCUAUCUAGCAAACAAUCAGUAAGCAACAACCAGUGGCAUGAUGUCACCUUCUCCAUGACUGAACCAGGUUCCCAGUCCUCUAGAUGGAUGAUGGAAAUAGAUGACAAAACAGACAAAAUUGUCAGUUCAGCGGCUACAGGAAACCUGAACUUCCUUAAGGACGGCACAGAUAUUUAUUUGGGAGAACACCAUAAUAGUUUAAUAAAGAAUUUCAGUGGAUGUCUUAGUACAGUGGCCAUUGGAGGCAUACAUCUACCGUACUUUGAAGACAAAGAUUACCAUAUAGCUAAACCACAGAGAGAACAGUUUGUGAAAAUUUCAGAAGCCAAUGUUAGCACUGGAUGCUUAUCUUACAAUCCCUGCGCCUCACACCCCUGUAUGAAUGGAGGUACCUGCCAUGACUUUUAUACCCAGCUAGUCUGCAAUUGUCCAGCAGGAAAAACUGGGACAUUUUGUGAAAUAGACAUAGACAAAUGUCUCUCCAACCCAUGCUUACACGGCAACUGCACUGACGGUGCUGGAGGCUACGUGUGUGAGUGCCAUGCUGGUUACACUGGAAUUAACUGUGACAUAAACAUCUGUAAUGGUCGUCUUUGUCCUAAUGGGGCCACAUGCUUUGAAAGUCCUUCUGGCUUUGUCUGCCUCUGCCCACCUAACGUCACGGGUCAGUUCUGCAGUUUGUUCUCACCGUCUGAAACAUCAGCUCUCAGUUUGGUAAGAAUAUAUCACAAGUUGCCAUCAACAUUCUGCGGGAAUGAGAAGAAAAAUACCACAUGUUACAAUUACGGUAAUUGCACAGUGGAAGGUGGGGAGCCAAGAUGUACCUGCUUGCCAGGGUUUGUCGGAGAGAGGUGUGAAGUUGAUGUUGACGAGUGUGAAUCAGAUCCCUGCUUGAAUGGAGGGUUGUGCCAGAACCUACCCAAUCGCUUUCACUGUAUCUGUGAUGUGAACUUCGCCGGGGACCGUUGUGAGAUUGAUCAGCCAGAUUCCUAUCCCCCUGGAGUUUUCACAGCUGUGGCCUCGGUGGUUCUGGCAUUUUUCUUUGCUGUCUGUGCCGGUGUUUGUAUCUUCAUCAUAGUUUCAGGGAUGAGGUCCAACCAAGGAACCUAUAGCCCAAGUCGCCAGGAGAAAGAAGGUUCCCGAGUAGAGAUGUGGAACAUUGUCCAACCACCUCCAGUGGAGAGACUUAUUUGAAAACCAACUACCUGUUUCUUCAUUAUCAAACAUGCUUUACAAACUACUGAAGUGCUAGCCCGACCUCUGGAGCUGAUGGAGCUACACAAUAUAUGUACUACACCUCAUUUUCUAAAUACAUAUAUUUUUAUUUUUUAUGUUUUUUAAGUCUUUAAACAUGGCCAAUGUGCUCUUAUUUUUUCAUACACGGAGGGAAGUAGGCCCUUGCUUCAAUCACAUGGUUAAUAGUUUUUAACAAUAA
Molecule: messenger RNA, 4415 nt
Organism: Pelobates fuscus (common spadefoot toad)
Lineage: Eukaryota; Metazoa; Chordata; Amphibia; Anura; Pelobatidae
Gene: CRB1
Product: crumbs cell polarity complex component 1
Exons: 12
Coding region: 167-4174 (1335 amino acids)
Biological process (GO): Notch signaling pathway
Molecular function (GO): Notch binding; calcium ion binding
Source: RefSeq, a predicted model, not a curated record